CGCGACUGCAAAAACGAAAGUUGGCGGCUCGGCGGAGAAACGAAACUUGUCCGGGCGGGACUCGGCGGGAAGAGCGGGCGCUGCAGGUGCCCGUGCCCGGUCACUCGGGAGAAGAGAGGUGCAGGUCCCUCCAGUCCCUGAUGCAGAGGAAGAGGUGAAGAAAGGAGGUGCUGCUGGGCCUCCUUCCACCAAAACCACCUGAAACAAAGAAGACAGAGGGCGAGGCACUGAUGGACAGAGCAAGAGCCCUGCCCAACACCACACAUGACACUGCCGAUGGAUCUCCCAGCUCUGCUGAGACGCAGAAGGAGGAAGAGGGAUCCUCGCUGCUGGAGGAUGUCACAGCUCCAGAGAACCAUGCGGAGCCCUCGGCUCAGCGCGGGGCUGGUGACUCUGCUGAGGUGGAUUCUCCACUGAGGAAGAAAAGGAAGAAGACUACAGAAAAGAAGUCCAUCUCUGGGGAAGAGGACUCUCUGCCUCCUCAAAGCACAGCACCAGUUCAAACCACAGAGUUGCCUGACACAGGUGUUACUCCUCAAGAAAUCCAAUCCCCUGGAGGUGAGGGAGCAAGCCCAGGUGCUGAUGGACAUGCUGAUGCCAGUGGAGACACACCUGGAGGUGACAGGGAUUUGGCACACCUGGGGAAGGAAGCUGACAGCCUGGAGGCUGAAGAGAGGCUGAGCCCUGCAGAGCAGAGCAGCACAGUCAGGGCGGCUGCCCCAGCUCCCAGCACUGCAGCCCCUGGGGAAAAGGCGGGGGAUGGAGCAACCCCAGAACACGGAGGAACAGCCAGAGGUGAUGUGGAACGGGACAGUGGUGCCCCUGGCCAGCUGCCAGCAGCCACAGCAGGUUCUCAGGCCCGGGGCAGCAGCAAGGAGCGGCUGUCAGCAGGGCAGGGAGCGAGUCCCUCUGCCGGGGGAGCAGUUCCUGGCAGUCCCAGGCUGCCUCCUGCCAAGGGAGCCCCCCAAAGCAAGCCUGAGACCAAAACCUCCCCUGGGGCUCUGAGCCUGCAGGCUGGGAAGGAGCCCAAGCAGAAAGGGACCAGUUCCACUGUCAAGAAUGCAAACACAAAAGAGAAAAAUCAGACCCCAGGUGAGAAAAUGCCCAGUGUGAGUGAGAAGACAAGUCCAAGCCAAGGAGCCAAGGCUGCCAAGAAGGAGGGUGCUGUGGCUGCAGCAGACAGCCCCAAGAACAAAAAGGAACAAAGGAACCAGAAACCAGUGGAAAAUAUUAAAGAAAGUUCUGUGAGCCGCAAUGAGCGUGUUACAGUGUAUUUCCAUGCAAUAUUAUCCAAAGACUUCAAGCUCGACCCCGAUACCCAUAAAGUGUUCAUCAGGGCUCAGGGCAUUCCUUCCUACGCCAACUGGAAGGACAACAUCUGUGAGCUGAACUGCACCCGGCAUCUGGGAGAACAUGGAUACCUCAUUGAAGGUGCUGUAACUCUCAGCAGAGAAAUCCUGGAUGAAUACAUUCCUUACAAGUACUGGGUGUUCUGUGGGAAGGGGGAGUACGAGUUCAUUUACAAGAAUUCAGAAUCCAAUCAACACGUGAAUCGCUGCUUAUUGAUAAACAGCACACUUCUCAACAAUGGAGAGUGGCACCAGUACGAUGACAUCGUGUGUGCAAAACCUUCCAAGUUCAAAAACUUUCGACAGAUCUUUACUUUUGAUAAAAACAAGGAAGUGGUGGAAGGGAAGAAAAUAGCUGCCAAUAUUAUGUUAGAAAGUAUCUUCAGCAUUCUUGGAACCUGGAGUCCUGACAAUCUGAGGAAUUUCUUCUGCCAGCUGAAGCAGUUCCAUUAUGUUGCAGUAGCCCAGCGGGUGUUUGAAGGCAAGGCAGUGCCAUGGAGAGAGUUAAACUUCGGCACAGAGCAGGUGAAUGAUUUGCUGCUAAAAUACAUGCAGAAAAUAGCUCUCCCUUUCCUUGCACCAGAAGCAGCUCCAGAAGACAGAAUCAUCCAAAGCAAACUGGCUGUGGGGCUCACCAUUCUUGUGGUAGUUGAGAACCAUUCACUUGUAGUACCUAAAAGUGACCUGGCUGAACUGUGCAGCCUCUUGUGCUUGGAUCAGGUGUCACCACAAGAUGUACAGGAUGAGAUUCAUCACAUCAAACAGGCUUUUGCAGGAGUUACCAACUUGAAGGUCGACCUGACAAACUUGUGCCAGAGGUGCAUUGAAUAUGACAUAGACCAGUGGGUGUGGGUCCUUCCCCUUCUGCAUUCCUUUGCUGCUCCCCUGCAGCAGCAGCAGCAGCACGGGCUGGUGGAGGAGGAUGCCUGGGCAGGGCUGGAAGGACUUCCAUUUGCUGAAAUCAGGAGGAAGCAAGAUGCAGGCACCCUGCUGGAACAAAUGAGAGAAAAGAAGCACUUGAUGGAAUUUGAUGGGACUCUGGUCAAGUCCUGGUUCUGUGUGCUGCCCCUGGAGAGCCUGGCUGAGUUCAUAAGAGACUUCUCCAGUGACCUGUUAGUUACCCUUGAAGGUGUUCUGUACAGGUUGGAGAAUGUUGACCUCUCGUGGAGAAGCUCUCAGGUAGAGAAGAUUCUAAACACAGUGCUGCAUGCCUUGGAUGAGCCCCCAGCCAGAGCUCUGGGGGCUCCUUCUUGGCGGUGCUGCUUGUCCUACUGCCUCAGGCUGCACGAGAGGCUCUGCAAGGCUACCAAGACAGUGGGGUCGUUCCUGAUCCCUGCCACUGCUGCCACCCUGAUUGCCAAGGUUGCCCAGCUUCAGCCCCCAGCAGUUCCAGGGGAUGCUGUGCAGGAAGUUCCAAAGCUGCUCAGUGGAGCUCUGAGGGAAGCUCGAACCUGGUUCAGAAACGUUUUAAAACAGAAAUUACUGAAGGAGUACCUGGACCACGUGGCCUUCUCUUUGUUCUUUGAACUUCGGGCUUGGAAUAAGUUUGUGACUAUCAGCUUUCCAGAUGAGCAGUUCACCCAGACGUGGAGGAACACUUUACUUGCAGAUCUGAAGAAAAGAAUCCAGCAGGAACCUCCAGUGAACCAAAUCUUGGUGUACUGCUGUCAGCACCACCACAUCACAGAGAUGGACUCCUCCAUCAGCUGGUGCUUCCAGAACUGUGCUGUAGAGGCUGUACCUGCAGCUUGCCAGAUGCAGAGCAAUCUCCUGGAGCAGAUCUCUGCCUACAACAUGGGCCAGUUCAGCCAGCUCGUGUCUGCUGUCAUAGUGAAGUCGUGGCCAGUCAGGGCUGGGCAGUCUGAGGACAAUUUUGAUACGAUUCUGCACCACCUGCUCACGUGGCCUGACAUCAAACAAAUCUUCAGCUUUAAUGGAACAAACAGAAACCUGCUGGACAAGCUCACAGAUGAAGCAAAGGAUGUCAUGGCCAUAGCAGCCUCUGUGCUUACGAGUGUCACCGACGACAUCCACAGCGGCUGCAUCCUCGUGAAACACCUGGAGGAGGUUUUCCAGCACAAGGAGCAGUUCCUCUGCAUUUGGGAGACAAAGCACCAGCAACGACCAAAGGAGGAAAAGGAACUGCUCCAGAGAAGCCUGAAAGAACUGCUGGCAUUGAGGCAUGAAGAAGUCACACAGCUCAGAAGAGAGGAAAAAGCAGUGGGAACCUUCCUGAGCAUGUGCAGGAAGGUGCAGAAGUCUGUGAGAGUGAAUGUAGGUGAAGUGGAAUUUCAACACUCAAAAGAUCUUCGCUCAAAAAGACUGAAUCAAGUGGUGGUGGUGGGAAGGAAGCCCCUGCAGACCUUCUACAGCCUGAGCCCAGAGCUGAAACAGUUUGUCCACAAAAUGCAUGCUUUUAAGGACAGCGUGAUACUCCAGCAGUUCUGGGAGGAAGCAGCACAGAAGGCAGGAGAGAAGUAUGGGUGUGACAGUCCAGAGGAGGAUGAGGAUGAGGAGGACGAGGAGGAGAUUGCUCCUGAGCUGGACCUUGAUGAUGUUUUGAACAGCAUGAUCCGCCCUUGCUUUGACAGCUAUGCAAUGCUGUAUGAUGAUCUCAGAUCAGGAAGUCUCACACUUUCUGCAGUGGAUAGAAUUUUCCAGGAGUUCACAAAUCAUCCUGAAGAUCUCAGGGCGGAGCUGAACACCAUCUGUGGGCUUUGGCCUGCAGAGGACAGAGGCUGGGUUGACCAGCGAGUCCAGCAGAUCCAGCAGUACCAUGAAAUGCAUUUAACCUUUGAUGCUGCCAAGAUCAUUGCCCAUGUCAAAGAGAGUUUAGGCAUUUCUGGUGACUUCAGUAUCCUGGAAAACUUGUUGCAUAUAACAGAAAAGCUUGAAUCCUACAAGACCCAGAAGCUGGAUUCCAUCAGCCCUGAGCUUGUGCAAGCCAAGAAGCUGCUGCAGGGGAUCACUGUGCCCCGCCGUGGCUGUCUGAGGGAGCUGGCCCAGCAGAAGGAGUUUGUCUGCUGGGUCAGAGAAGCACUGAAAGACAUAAAUGAGCUGAAGGUGUUUGUUGACCUGGCCUCCAUCUCGGCGGGGGAGAACGACAUGGACGUGGACCGUGUGGCCUGUUUCCAUGGCGCUGUGCACGGCUACUCCUCCCUGCUCUACGAGCUCCACCAGGACUCGGGCUUCGAGGACUUCAUGCGCUGCUUGCAGAAGCUGUGGCGAGCCCUGGACAGCGAUGACACCCUCCCUGAGAAACUGCGCGCCUCGGCUCAGCACCUGGAGUGGCUGAAGACAGUGAAGGAGAGCCAUGGCUCUGUGGAGCUGUCCUCACUGUCCCUGGCAGCUGCCAUCAACAGCAGAGGGGUCUAUGUGCUGAGGGCACCAGCUGAUGGCCAAAAGGUCUCCUUGGACAGUGUCCUGCGCUUCACCCUCCCAGGGAGCUCGAGGGACACCGAGGCCUCCUGGAAGUACUCACUGGCAGAGCUCCGUGAGCUGCAGAACAAACUGAUGCUCAUGUCAGCCAAGGGAGAGCAAGGCCUGGAGGUGGAGAGGUUCUCUGAGGUCUUUUCCAAUGUCCAGAGACUUGCCCAGGCCUUUAUAGACCUGUACUCAGCUGGGAACAUGCUUUUCCGCUCCUGGCUCGCCCAGGUGUAUUGUUCACCCCACAAAGAAUCCUGUGUUUUUAUAGACUUCUCCCUGGGCCCCAUCCCAGUGCUGGAAGGGCAAGGGGAUAUGGCAGCUGUGCUCCCAGCCCUCUGCAAGACCAUGGAGAGCUUUCUGGAGAGUUGGAAAAGCUUCAUGAAUGCCAAGCGAUGUGAGCAUUUCUACCUGAACUACUACAGUGCGGAGCAGCUGGUGUACCUGUGCUCAGAGCUGGGCCAGGGCAGCCCCAGCCAGGCUGCCCUCAUGAUGCUCUCCUUCCUCAACCCCCACUGCACUGAGCAGGACGUCCUCAAAGCCCUUGGGAGCCAGGGGCCUCACAGCUCAGGCCAGGCUGUUUCUGACUUCCAAGUGCUGCUGGAUGGGGAGAGGGACCUGAGCGCCCGGCUGGAGCGCAUCUGGGAGUGCUACAUGAACAACAUGGGCUCCUUCCUCCCCAACUGCCUGGACGUGGACACACUGAGCGUGUGGCUGAAGAACCUGGCCAGCAGUGGCAGGGAAUCUGUCACCAGAGACUUCCCUGAGGACCUGCUCUGUGUGGGCCAGCCCAACCUCAUCACCUGCCCUCGCUCUGAGGUGCUCAGCUCUGCCCUGGCCAUUUACAUGAACAGCCCCGAGCAGCCCCUUCCCACCUUCGAUGAGGUGCUGCUGUGCACGCCCCAGACCAGUGCAGAGCAGGUGGGGCUGUUCCUGCGCCGGUGCCUCAUUCCCUGCCAGGGAGGGAACAAGAUCUACACGAUGCUUUAUGCGGAUGAGCUGAGCUACGACGUCAGCUGCAGGGCAGAGGAGCUGUUCCAGCACCUGAAGUGCUACAACAGCUCCUACAGGCUCAUCAUCCUGUGCAGCUGCGAGCGGGACACCAGCUACCUGCUCUCUGCCUUCAGCCACUACAAGGUGCACAUGAUUCCCCAGAGGUCACGGGCAGAGAUCCAGCAGUACCUGCAGCACCACUUCCGAGUGGCUCAGCCCUCCGACUCGGCUGCGGCCGUGUUCAAGGAGCACAUGUGUGUUGGGAUGAUGUCAGUGGGCCAAAAGUAUCACUUCUUGGAUGUGUUUCCUAAAAUAACGUGCAAGUCUCCCAAAGAAGUGCUAGAAAUGGAGACACUUGGGAACGGUUCUGGGGAUGUGGGAAUGGACAAGGAGGAAUUCUGCAGUGAGGCUUUCCAGAGACCCUUCCAGUACCUGAAGAGGUUUGACCAGGGCUGUGACCUGGACACGUUCUGGUACGAGGCGCUCUCGGUGGAAGGCAGCCCUGCAGAAUGUCUGCAGCUCUUCCUCCUGCACUGCGGGGUCGUGGAUCCCUCCUGGGCAGAGCUCCGCAACUUCACCUGGUUCCUCAAUAUUCAGCUGAGAGACUGCGAAGCCUCUGUCUUCUGCAACCCUGACUUUGUCCGGGACACUUUGAAUGGUUUCAAGAACUUUGUGGUUGGCUUCAUGAUUUUAAUGGCGCGGGAUUUUGCGACGCCCUCCCUGAGCAUUUCCGACCAGAGUUCAGGAAGACGAUCCUCCCACCUGGAGAAUGUCGCUGAGGAAGAUCUGCUUCCUUUCCGCAUCAGGAAGAAGUGGGAGUCAGAGCCUCAUCCCUAUCUGUUUUUCAAUGGGGAUCGUAUGUCCAUGACAUUCAUUGGUUUCCACUUCCAGCAGACCGGGAAUCGCAUUGAUGCCAUCAAUCCUCUGAACGGGAAUGUCAUCAAGAAGGACAUCAUGACUGCCCAGCUCUUCCAGGGCUUGUUAGUGCAGAGGGUUCCCUUCAACGUGCCCUUUGAUCAGCUGCCCCGCGAGGAGAAGCUCGAGAGGCUCUGCAUGGUGCUGGGGCUCCCCUGGGUGUUUGACCCCGACGAGACGUACGAGCUCACCACAGACAACAUGCUGAAAAUCUUGGCCAUCGAGAUGCGAUUCCGCUGCAACAUCCCGGUGGUCAUCAUGGGAGAAACAGGCUGUGGGAAAACCAGGCUGGUGAAGUUCCUGUGCCAGUUACGCAGAAGCUUUGUAGAGGUGGAGAACAUGAAGCUUGUCAAGGUUCAUGGAGGUACCACUGCAGAGAUGGUCUACGCCAGGGUCAGAGAAGCAGAAGCCCUGGCUAAAUACAACAAGGAGCAGCAUGGGUUGGACACCGUCCUCUUUUUCGACGAAGCCAACACGACAGAGGCCGUGAGCAGCAUCAAGGAGGUUCUGUGUGACCGCACGGUGCAGGGGCAGCCUUUGGCCUCUGGCUCUGGCCUGCGGAUCAUCGCAGCCUGCAAUCCCUACCGGAAGCACACGGACAGGAUGAUCCAACGCCUGGAGCUGGCUGGGCUGGGCUACCGGGUGAAGGCCGACGACACCCGGGAGAAGCUGGGCUCCAUCCCGCUGAGGCAGCUCGUGUACCGCGUGCACGCGCUCCCGCCCAGCAUGAUCCCGCUGGUGUGGGACUUUGGGCAGCUCAACAACCACAUGGAGAAGAAGUACAUCCAGCAGAUCGUGCAGCGCGUGGCGGAGCAGCUGCCCAUGGCCAAGGACGAGGUGAGGGUGGUCACAGAGGUGCUCUUUGCCUCCCAGCAGUACAUGAGGCAGAGGGACGACGAGUGCAGCUUCGUCAGCCUGCGGGACGUGGAGCGCUGCAUGGAGGUGUUCAAGUGGUUUUGCAGGCACAGCCACCUGCUGCUGAGGGAGCUGGAGAAGUACUUGGCGGAGAGGAAAGCUCCCAAGGGCGGCAGUGACAGAAAUGGUGUCAUCUGGUCCUUGGUGCUGGCGGUCGGGGUCUGCUACCAUGCGUCCCUGGAAAGGAAGGAGCCGUACAGGACUGCCAUCAGCCAGGUCCUCCCAAAGCCUUACAAUACCCAGAAAAAGAUUUUGGAAGAAAUCACCCUGAUGCAGGACUUAUUCUUGAGUGGGGUGCCACUCCGGGAUACCAUAGCAAGGAACUUGGCCUUGAAGGAAAAUGUCUUCAUGAUGGUCAUCUGUAUUGAGCUGAAAAUCCCUCUUUUUCUUGUUGGGAAGCCUGGAAGCUCCAAAUCCCUGGCAAAAACCAUCGUGGCUGAUGCUAUGCAGGGCCAAGCAGCUCAUUCUGAUCUGUUCAAGGACCUGAAGCAGAUCCAUCUUGUGUCUUUUCAGUGCAGCCCUCUCUCCACUCCAGAGGGAAUCAUAGGCACUUUUAAGCACUGUGCUCGAUUCCAGGAAGGGAAGAACUUGGAGGAGUAUGUAUCAGUGGUGGUUUUGGAUGAGAUUGGGCUGGCAGAAGACUCUCCCAAAAUGCCAUUGAAGACUUUGCAUCCACUUUUGGAGGAUGGCUGCAUAGAUGAUGUCCCUCUUCCUCACAAAAAGGUUGGCUUCAUUGGGAUUUCCAACUGGGCUUUGGACCCUGCUAAGAUGAAUCGAGGCAUCUUUGUGUCUCGUGGAGACCCCAGCAGAGAGGAGCUCAUCGAGAGCGCGAAGGGCAUUUGCUGCUCGGCACGAGGGACUCUGCAGAAGGUCGAACAGUAUUUCCAUCACUUUGCAGAUGCAUAUGAAAACAUUUGCAAGGCCCAAGACAGGGAGUUCUUUGGCCUGCGUGACUACUACAGCCUCAUAAAGAUGUUUUUUGCCUUAGCUAAGAGCUCCAAAAGCGAGCCCACACCUCAGGACAUCGCUGCAGUGGUUCUUCGUAACUUCGGUGGCAAAGAUGAUGUCAAUGCCUUGGAAAUAUUCACUUCCAAGUUGUUACAAAAAGGGGAGAUACGUGCUCACGACAUCAGUAGGAUAGAGUUGAUCCGACAGAACAUUUACAGCGGUGCUGAGGAUGGGGACUGCAGGUACCUGCUUGUGUUGACUGAGAACUAUGCUGCGCUGCAGAUCCUCCAGCAGGCUUUUUUCACUGCCCGACAGCAGCCAGAAAUCAUCUUUGGCUCCAGUUUUCCUAAGGACCAAGAAUACACCCAGAUAUGCAGAAACAUAAACCGAGUGAAGGUCUGCAUGGAAACUGGCCAGAUGGUUGUGCUUCUCAACUUGCAGAACCUCUACGAGAGCCUCUAUGAUGCCCUCAACCAGUACUAUGUGUACCUAGCCGGGCAGAAGUAUGUGGAUCUGGGGCUGGGCACGCACCGGGUGAAGUGCCGGGUGCACCCCAAGUUUCGCCUGAUCGUCAUCGAGGAGAAGGGGGUGGUGUACAAGCACUUCCCCAUCCCGCUGAUCAACCGGCUGGAGAAGCACUACCUGGACAUCAGCACCGUGCUGGACAAGGGCCAGAGGGAGGCCGUGCAGGACCUGGAGCGGUGGGUGCAGGAGUUCACGGCCGUCAACACAGAGGAGCACUUCAUCAGCCAGCAGCGGUACCGCCCCGCAGACGUGUUCGUGGGCUACCACGCCGACACCUGCGCCUCGCUGGUGCUGCAGGGCACGCAGCGCCUGCGCCCGGCCUGCGCCCCCGCCGAGCUCCUGCCGCGUGUCGCCGAGCAGGCGCGGCUGGCCCUGCUCAACUGUGCCACCCCCGACGCCGUCAUCCGCCUCUGCAACUCCGUGGGGGUGUUCAUGGCGCACUCCCUGGCCCACACCUACUUCAGGCAGCAGCAGCACACCUCCUUCGCCGACUUCCUGGGCGCCCACGUGCGUGCAGAGGCCGGGCCCCAGACUGCCUUCACCGAGGUCACCACCUUCUCACGGCUGCUCACCAGCGCUGAUGCUGCCUGCCUGGAGAGGGAGGUGCAGGGCAAGGCCCAGAGGCCCCAGAUCCUGUUCCUGCAGCAGUUUGACACGGAGUACUCCUUUCUGAAGGGCAUCCGGGAUUUCCUGGAUUCCACUUCAGGAAAUAAAGUCCUCAUUAUUCAGACAGAUUUUGGAGAUGGCUCUCAGAAUGCCCAGCUCAUCGCCUCAGCCAAGUACACCAUUGUCAAUGAGAUCAACAAGGUGGACCUGGGGGAGGUCUCUGUCUUUGUUUACUUUAUCAUGAAGCUUUCCCGGCUGGAAGGAGGAACAUCCUACGUGGGAUUCCAUGGAGGGCUGUGGCAGUCGGUGCACAUCGACGACCUCCGCAGAUCCAAGGACAUGAUCUCUGACUUGACAGCCCUGCAGAACCUCACCAUCAGCCAGGUGUUCUCUCAGGAUCCAGGUGCAGCCAGAGCUGCAGUUCUGCCUACCAGUGGAGAAGCAGAGCAGGAGGAGAUGGAGGUUGGAACACCAGUGCCAGGAGCAGAGCACCAGGAGGGGGAGAUCCUGGACACCACGGUGCUGCUGAGGACCUGCGUGCAGAGUGCGGUGGGCAUGCUGCGGGACCAGAACGAGGACCUGAGCCGGAGCAGGAGGAGAAUUGAGAUUCUGCUUGGCCUCUUCUCCAAAGAGGAUGAGCUGAAAGCCUCCUUCCUGAAGAUAACCAAGGCUCGUCUCUCCAGCCUGUUGAAGAAGCAAGAAGAAAAUUCCCUUCACCCAAAAAACUGGGUGCUUCGGGAAGCUUCCAACCUCAGUGCUCUGCAGGAGGCAGGUACCUUCAGGCACACCCUGUGGAAGCGAGUGCAGAAGGUGGUCACUCCCUUCCUGGCUCUCCUGAUUGCUGUCAUAGACAGGAAUGGCAAUCUGGAGCUGCUGGCCAGGCCAGGACCAAAGUGGGUGACAAAGCUCUGGAUGUUCAUCUUCAGUGACUCCAAAUUUCUGAGUGUCCCUCCUGGUGUGGGGAAGAACAGCCCUCAGCCAGAGAUAAUCGUGGUGCAGAACAACAUGACAGUGUCUGCUGAUGCUGGGAAUGAGAUGCCCUUCAGCUGGAGGAUAAAGGAGUACCUGGAAGAGAUGUGGUUGGAGGCUCAAUACAUCCAAAACACUGAAGGCCAUGCUGAGAAGUUUGUGGAAUACUUCCAGAAAACUGCCCUGGGAAAAUUCAUCUCUGCUCUGACUGAGGGAGAAAGGCAGAUGCUCUUCGAGUGCUACAUCACAGACUUUAUUGUCUUGACCAUUGGUGUGUCCUCCCAGAAGGAGCUGCAGUGUAUGCGUGUGGCAUUCAUGUCCUGCGUUGAGGAGUGGAUGGCAGAGUCCCCCUGGAGGAAGGAGCUGGUGCCCUCCCUGCCCUGGGCCCACCUGGCACACAACCAGUGCAAGAGCCACCUGCAGAACUUCUCCAGGAUCCUGGCUGUGUACCCCUGUGUGACUGGCUACCUCCUGAACCAGCAAGGAUGCAGAAUUCCACGCUCUGAGAUGGUUCUGGACGUGCUGGCUGCCAUGGUGUGUGCUGAGGAGCUGGAGAAGCAGGUGCAGACAGCCUCCCCUGAGCUCUGGCUGCAGAGAGUGAAGAACCUCCAUACGCCCAUUGAAUUCCUGUGCAAAGAGGAGGGUGCCCAGCGCAGGGGCAGCCGCUGCCAUCAGCUGCUGAGGGAGCUCAGGGUCUGCUGGAGCCGUGUGUUUGCCAUGGCACUCUUUGUGGAACACGUCCUGUUGGGCAUCCACGCCGUCAUGCCGGAAUUUGAAGGUUUGGUGAGAAAAUACACUUUGCUUCUUGCCAAGUGUUUCCAGCACGAUUCAGACAUGAAGUCUCAUCCAACCUUUGUUGCAGUGCUGACAGUGCUGUGCCAGUGCAAGAACGAGGUCAGCAGCAGGCUCUACAGGCAUGGUCUGGAGCCGUGUCCCAUCUGCCUGGGAGAGCCAAAGGACCCCAUCUGCCUGCCCUGCAACCACGUGUUCUGCCACAAGUGCAUCAGCCUGUGGCUGGUGCCAGCACAGAUGUACUGUCCCUACUGCAGGGCUGCUGUGGAGGAAGUGGAGUUAACUGUCUCUGAGGAGCUCAGAGCUGCCAUAGCAAAGAACUCCCUGUUCCGCCAGAGGUGCAAUAAUUUCUUCAUUGACAUGGUCACCACCAUGUGCUUCAAGGACAACGAGCCCCCUGAGCCAGAGGUGAUCCAGAGGCUCUUGAACCUGCUCUUUGUUCACAGAAGCCUUGUGAAAGACCCAAGUCACCCUGCUGUCUACACAAAAUUCCUGUCCCCAUUUAAUGAUGAGGUGGAUGAAACUCCCAUCAUCCGCUCUGUGAUGCUGAAGCUGCUCCUGAAGUACAGCUUCAAUGAAGUCAAAGAUGAUGUGCAGCGUUACCUGUCCCAGGUGGAGCACAACGAGCUCCUAGAGAAAAAUGACAAAAAAGAGCUCUACUUGCUUUUUGUCAACUGCUUGGAGGAUUCCAUGUGUGAGAAGUCAGAGGACAGCCUGGGAUAUGGGCAUGGAAGCAGUGUGCCUGAGGACAGAGCCUUUCCAGAGAACUACCUGGCAGCCAGCAGCAGAGGGGCUCCCCAGGAAGCCUCGGUGGAAUACCUGCAGGCUGUGGCCGAGGUGCGCCUGUGCCUGAGCAGGGCUGCAGAGCUCAUCUUCCACCUGCAGCAGCACACACAGCCAGAGCAGAUGAAGGAUGAGCAGCAUUACCUGAAGAGUGUGGAGAAGUUCUGCAGGCUCGCCAGGAACGACUGGCACCAUGUGUACCUGGUCAGGAGGAUUGCCAGCCAGCACGGGAUGGAAUUUGCUCAGAAGCUGGUCACAGAGCCACGCUUCAGCUGGGUGUUCCCAGCAGAAAUUCUGCAACAGGUCCAGCACAGCCAGUCCAACCACAUCGACCAGUACCUGGUGUGUGGGGAGCGGUACCGGGCCCUGCGCGACGCCGUGGGACGAGCCAUGAUGGAGGGCACGGCCCAGGGGCUGCUCGAGACCCAGGAGGCCUCCAGCAGCCCCCCAGUUCUGGAAUCUGCCCACCUGCUCCUGGCCAUCUUCCGAGAGGUCACUGCCCUGUACGGGGAUCCAAGCCUUCAUCCCAAGCAGCAGCAAACAGAGGUGAUGACUGAGUUCAUCCAGAGCUGCCAAGUGCUGAAUUCCCCCGAGCUGCAGCACUUUGCAGUUGCCCUGGUGAAGAACACCCUGCCCGGGCUGGCCGUGGAGCCACGGGGCCGCAGCCAGCAGGGAGCCCUGGUGGAGAUGGCUGUGCACGUGGCUGCUGUGCUGCUCUGUGGGCACAGCCCUGUCCUGCAGCCCCUCAGGAACCUGGCCUUCCAGCCACACAGCAUGCAGCACUCCUUUCUGCCCACGAUGCCCGAGGACAUGAUGGCUCAGGCGAGGACCUGGCAGGAAAUGCGUGGUCUGCACUGGUAUGAAUGUCCCAAUGGCCACUUGUGCACUGUGGGAGAGUGUGGGCUCCCCAUGGAGACGAGCUGCUGUCCCGACUGCCACGUCCCCAUUGGAGGCACCAACCACAAACCCCUGCGGGGCUUCCAUCAGUCCAGGAUUCAUGAGGACAGAACUCAGACUGGCCACAUCCUUGGAGAUGUUAAGAACAGAAGAACACUGGGAACAUCUGACAGGGGUGUGUCCCCCAUGGUCUUUGUGCUGCUCCGUUUGCUCACCCACCUGUCCAUGCUGCUGGGAGCCUCGAGAGACCCUCAGUCCCUGGGAAUGAUGAUCAAGCCAACAGUGGAUGAUGUGGUGAGCUUCCUGCAGCAGCACGUUCAGGAGGACUUGGCACAGCUGACCAGGAUUUUGGGGAAGAGUGUGGAUGACACUAUCAACAUCCUGCACCUGGUGCUCAGCAGCCUCCUGCAGGCCCCCCAGCAGCAGCCAGGCCAGUGGCUGGUGCAGUUUGAUUAUGUUCUCUCCACCAAGGAGAAGAGAAACAAAUGGGAAGAAAUUGUUGCAGACAAAAUUAUUGUUCCUGAAUUGAAGGAUUUGGAUAAAAAGCUACUCAAGUUAAACCAACUGAUACAAGAGGAUGACAGAAUCUCUUCCAACCCCAUAGUGAAGAUAGUGUAUGGGGACCCAGCUGCAUUCCUGUCCCAGCUGCCAGGGGACAGCCAUGUCCACCACUCCAAGAUGUGGAGCUGCCGCAGGAGGGUUUCCGUGGAGAACCUGGGCCACGUUGUGCAGCAGAAGAAUGCCAAGGACACUGUCCCUCUCCUCUGGAAGUUCCUGCAGAAGGAAAGUGAGCUGAGGCUGGUGAAAUUCCUCCCAGAGAUUCUGGCUCUGCAGAAAGAUUUGGUGAGGCAAUUCCAGAACACAGCAGAGAUUAAACACUGCUCCAUCAGGGAAUUCCUCAGGGAACCCCACUCAGAUGUGAUGAGGGCCCUGUUGGACAGGAGAGUGAAUGUGUUUCUGUCUGUCUGGAACAAGCUGAGAAGCUCCCUGGACACCAAUGGGGAAAUCAAGCUGCCUAAAGGCUACUGUGAUGCCGAGCUGAGCCUGGACAGCAGGCUGGAGGUGCUGCUGCCGCGGCGCCGGGGGCUGGGGCUGUGCUCCACGGCGCUGGCCAGUUACCUCAUCGGGCUGCACAACGACCUGGUGCACUCUGUCAACAGGCACACCAAGGAGGAUGACAGGUACCUGGUCAGCCCCUCGGAAGUGGCCGACCUGCACCUGAUCAGUUACGAGGUGGAGAGGGACCUGAUCCCUCUGAUCCUGUCCAACUGCCAGUACAGCAUGGAGAAGGGAGGGGAGACCUUGCAGGACUUUGAUCUGGAGAGGAUCCAGCAGCAAGUGAUCAGCAAGUUCCUGCAGGGGAAGCCACUCAUCACGCUGACGGGAAUUCCCACCCUGGUGCACAGACAUGACCGGAACUACGAGCAGCUGUUCAGUGAUGUCAGGAACAAGCUGGAGCAGAGUGCUCUGCCCAAUUCUGUGAUGAACACGAUCAGUGGGGAGCUGCAGUCCUAUAGUGAUGUGUGUGAUGCCCUGUCCCUCACUGAGAUCACCCUGGGCUUCCUGGCCAUGGCUGGUGAGAAUGCUGACAUGCUGCUGACUGAGUAUAUUGAGCAAGUUCUGCAGAUGGGGGAUCAGACAAACCCUCACGUGCUGCAGGCGCUCAGACGGUGCCAGCUCAGGCACAGCAUGGGCCUGUGGCAGCUCCUGUGUGCCCACAAAUCUGAGCAGCUGCUGCGCCUCGGCAGGGAUCCUUUUGCAGAUGUCAGUCCAGACUACAAAGAAGAGCUCACCCCAGAGCUUGCCAAGCUCCUGCACACCUUCCUGGUCCACUCCAGGCUGGAAACCUUCCUGCAGGAGCUCCAUGAAAUGAUCAUCCUGAAGCUGAGAUGUGUCCAAGCUGUGACUGAAUUCAAACCCACGUGGAGCCUGAAGGAAUCACUCUUGCCUUACCUUUGUGCCAAAGACUCUGAAUUAGCUCUGGAGCUGGAAGACACAUUCCCAGAUGAAAUUCUUCUGUCUCAUGCCGCUGGUACCUGGAAAGCAGCUGCUGUCUUCAAGAGGGAGCACAGGGACAGUUAGGACAGAGCCCUGCCAGGGCCUGCCACAACACUCGUGUCAGGCUUCUGGAACUCUGGGCAUUUGUUUGGGGCUUGUUGCUUGUUCUUUGGGUUUGGGGUUGUUGUUUUUACACCUGAUGUGAAGAGGAGAGUGGCCGUGGAGGAGAAGGAGAGUGAAAUAGACCCAGCAGCUCGGUGUGAACCCUGGAUCGACACAGCUCCAGAGCCACUGGAGGAACAUGAAGGAAUUUUUUUACAAAUCACGGUGCCCUCGUGCUCGGCCAGGGUUGAUGCUUUCCCUUCUGCACUGGCUGCAGAACCGGCUCCUGCCCAGCGCCCCCGCUGCGGCGGGACCCGCACAGGGAGCCCUGAGGCCGCGGCUCCUCCGCUGCCUUCAGCCCGGGCCGACUUCUCCCUUUCCCCUUCAAUAAACUCGUUCAGC
Messenger RNA from Onychostruthus taczanowskii (white-rumped snowfinch), 15617 nucleotides. It is a transcript of the gene RNF213, whose product is annotated as ring finger protein 213. Gene Ontology annotation, cellular component: cytosol; nucleolus; membrane. Gene Ontology annotation, molecular function: ATP hydrolysis activity; ATP binding; ubiquitin-protein transferase activity. The record is from RefSeq and is a predicted model, not a curated record. The transcript has 64 exons. The coding region runs from base 231 to 15197 and encodes 4988 amino acids. Gene Ontology annotation, biological process: ubiquitin-dependent protein catabolic process; sprouting angiogenesis; negative regulation of non-canonical Wnt signaling pathway. Lineage: Eukaryota; Metazoa; Chordata; Aves; Passeriformes; Passeridae.